Myotis myotis is the source of this 1505-nucleotide messenger RNA. RefSeq names its product adrenomedullin (gene ADM). The transcript is spliced from 4 exons. Gene Ontology annotation, biological process: adenylate cyclase-activating G protein-coupled receptor signaling pathway; positive regulation of heart rate; regulation of systemic arterial blood pressure. Gene Ontology annotation, molecular function: hormone activity; adrenomedullin receptor binding. Lineage: Eukaryota; Metazoa; Chordata; Mammalia; Chiroptera; Vespertilionidae. The record is from RefSeq and is a predicted model, not a curated record. The coding region runs from base 183 to 752 and encodes 189 amino acids. Gene Ontology annotation, cellular component: extracellular region.
CGCUAGCCACUCAGAGGUUUCUGGGUGACACUAGACGCAACAGUUGGAGCAUUACCACCUCUGGUUUCUCGCUGCAGCUGGGACGUUGGGGUUUUGUCACAGCCAGAGCGCCGUCUCGAACUUUCUCCUCCCAGAUCUUGGCAGAUCCUGCGCUCAGCAGGGGUCUGCGCAUCGCCGCCGGGAUGAAGCUGGUUCCCGUCGCCCUCCUGUGCCUAGGCUCGCUUGCCUUCCUAGGCGCAGACACCGCGCAGCUCGACGUGGCGUCCGAGUUCCGAAAGAAGUGGAAUAAAUGGGCGCUAAGUCGUGGGAAGAGGGAACUUCGGGUAUCCAGCAGCAGCUACCCCACGGGGCUCGCUGACAUGAAGGCCGGGCUGGCCGAGACCAUCAUUCAGCCACAGGACGUGAAGGGGCCCUCUCGCGGCACCCAGGCCAGCAGUCCGGACACCGCCCGCAUCCGAGUCAGGCGCUACCGCCAGAGUAUGAACAGAUACCAAGGUUUGCGGAGCUCCGGCUGUCGCUUCGGGACGUGCAGCGUGCAGAAGCUGGCGCAUCAGAUCUACCAGCUAACAGACAAGGACAAGGACGGCGUCGCCCCGAGGAACAAGAUCAGCCCGCAGGGCUACGGCCGCAGGCGCCGGCGCUCCCUGCCCGAGGCCGGCCCGGGCCGGACUCUGCUGUCCCCACAGCCGCACGCACGCCUGGCUCCAGCCUCCCGCUCGAAUCAAGUGCUCGCCACCCUCUUUAGGAUUUAACUGUGGUAGCAGCUUUCAGUCGCAUUUGCAUUCGGAUGGAGCCUCCCGAGGCGGAGGGCUUCCCGAACCGAGCCUCUCAGCGCGGACCGGGCUGAGUCCGCCCUGCACAGACCUGGAGUCCCGAAGGCACCUUCCUGCGGCGAGCCCUGGGCUUUGCAGGGGUCUCUCCUCCUCCGAGGCGGCGUUCCUUUCGCCCAACCCCGGCCUGGGUGUUCCGGGGGGCGGGGAGGGGGCCGAGGAAUCCCAGGGAGUAGAACCUGCAGGCUCCCGGAGAGAAACUGAGAAUAAAACGCCGAGACCCUGCCGGUGCCAGGGUCCGAGCCGCUGCCAUGCCUUCCCCCAAGCUGAUUUCUCACGGGGUGUCACCCCACCGGGGCGCCAGCCCCACUAUUACUUGAACCUUCCAAAACCUAGAGAGGAAAAGUGCAAUGCGUGUUGUCUAUACAGAGGUAACUAUCUAUAUUUAAGUUUGUUGUUGUCAAGAUUUCUUUCGUAACUUCAGAUAUAGAGCUAUUUUUGUACAUUAUAUAUAUAUUGUAUUAAGGGCAUUUUAAAGCAAUUGUAUUGUCCCCCUCCUCAGUGUUUUAAUACGUGAAUGUCUCAGCGAGGUGUAACGUUGUCUGCUGCGUGGGAUGCGUGCGAGUUUGUGUGUGUGGAAGGGACUGAUUACCUCUUGUGGGAGAAGGAAACACCGCGUCUCUGUAUAAUCUAUUUACAUUAAAGGGGUGAUAUGCGAACUAGCAAACCAAUAAA